Molecule: messenger RNA, 1422 nt
Organism: Solanum pennellii
Lineage: Eukaryota; Viridiplantae; Streptophyta; Magnoliopsida; Solanales; Solanaceae
Exons: 5
Coding region: 1-1422 (473 amino acids)
Source: RefSeq, a predicted model, not a curated record
AUGACAAAUGGAGAGAAAUCCGUUUUUUGUGGAGUUUUAAAGACAGCCAAGCUACCUGAUGGCAGUGCCUCUAAUAUAUCUAGGUGUGUGCAACUAGCUGAAAGGAAAUUGUCUGGUUAUAAGACCCAUGAUGCUCAUUUCAUGUUAGAUUACUUGCUUCCAAUACCCAUUAAAAGCAUCCUUCCAGAUCAUGUGGCUAUUGCUUUGAUUCAUUUAUGCUCCUUCUUCCAACGUUUGUAUCAAAAAGUUAUCACAUUGGAGGAAUUAGAUUGCUUAGAAGUAGAGAUAACGGAAACAAUAAAUCAGUUGGAACAAAUUUUUCCUCCGUCAUUUUUUGAUAUAAUGAUUCAUCUGCCUAUAUAUUUGGCGAAUGAGGUGAGAUUAGGUGGUCUAGUUCAGAACCGGUGGAUGUAUUCCACUGAAAGAGAAAUGGGUACAUUUAAAUCAUAUAUCCUCAAAAGACGUUAUCCAGAAGGUUGCAUAGCAGAGGCACGUGUGGAAAUAGACUUAAGUUUGUUUCCUAUUAAGGGAUGUCCUAUAGAAGCAAAGAAAACUGAUCCAUUUGUUUUCGACAACAAAUCACUAAGUCAGGCACAUGCAUUCUUAUUGGGAAAUUUUGAUGAGAUUCAAGAAUAUAUUAGAGAGCAUAUGCAAGAGGUUAAUAAUCAUCCGCGAAGAUCUAAAUGGAGCAAGGCCAAGGAUCAUUGUCAAAACUUCUCUCAAUGGUUUGAAACUCGUGCUUUGCAAGAGGAUGUGCCUGAUUUGAUAAAACAAUUGUCUAGAGGACCAAAUGUUGUUGCUAAAAGAUACUCUGGGUAUCUCAUCAUUGGAUAUAGAUUCCAUAUUAGGCAGCGUGAUGCAAGACGCAAAACACAAAAUAGUGGUGUUACACUUGUUGCCUCAACUACGAGCUUUGCAAGCUCAAAGAAUAAGAACCUGAUUGCUGCAGAUUUGACUUAUUAUGGUAGAAUAGUUGAUAUAGUUGAGUUAGACUAUUAUAGUCAUUUUAAGGUUGUUCUCUUUAAGUGUGAUUGGUAUGAGGUUGAGAAAGAUAUGUAUGGCUUAACUUAUGUCUAUUUUAACAAGAGAUGCUCUCUGGAAGAGCCUUUUGUGCUUGCAUCUCAAGAAUUUGAUACUCAACAACUUGAGGUCGAGUAUGAAAAGGAGUUUGAAGAUGAGUUUGAAGAAGAGUUUGAAGAUGAAUCUGAAGAAGAGUGUGAAGAGGAGUCUGAAAAUGAGUAUGAAGAUGAUUCUAAAGAUGAGUCUGAUGAAUCUGAAGACGAGUUUGAAGAUGACAGUAUUGGACAUUACAGGCAGAACAGUCAAGGCAGUGAAGGCAACACAGUGAAAUCAGUCCUCCUUAUGUACUACUCCCUUAAUUUUCUUGAAGCUAAAGAUUGGUUAACUACUCGUUCUAAUUAG